UAUAACAAAUUCAUAUUUAUGAAGAAUAUUAGAAAUAAUUUUUAUAGGUAUAAAUAGAUUUUUACGAAAAUUAAAUGAUUGACUAUAAUAUUAUAUAAUCGUUUAAGAUGAUUUAUUAAUAUAUUAUCAUAAAUUAAAUUGUUAUAGAUAAAAUAAGUGAUUUUUGAUAAAAUUUAUUCAAAUAACAUUUAUUUUAACGAAAAAAGUAUAUAUAUAUGUAUUUUAUUUUAGGAAAAAAAUAUUAAAUACUUCUUCAUCCUUUCACUAAAACAUCUGUGAUAAUAUGCCAAAAUCUCAAAUAUCCCACGACAAUCCAAUAUCCAAAAUUAGUGUCGAAAGAUUUUCAGAAAAUAUACAAAUAGUUGCUAAUGAACCUUCUUUAGCUUUAUUUAGAAUAUCUGAGCAUAUUAGAAGAUCACUACCUCAAUUAACACACUCAAAAAUUCAAAUUGAAAACAAUCAGGACAAAUUAUUAGGAAAAAUAUAUGAUAUUGAUACAUCUAUCAGUGUUUUACAAGAUAUGGAAAAAGUCAAACCUUUAUUCAAAAAGUUUCAAAACCACCUGAAAAAUAUAAUAUUAAUCAAUCAAACUUUUGAUCAUACCAGAAAAUAAAUAUUACAAUUUAUAGAAUCAUGACUGAAGUCCUAGAUUUAUAAAAUUAAAACUACAUUUUUUUAACAUUUAUAUAUAAUAUUCUAUAUAUAUUUAUGUCAAAUUGCUUAAAUAUGAGUUUUAUUAGUAUUAAUUAUUAAGAAGUAUUAGAUAGUCAGACAUGAAUAGUAACAAAAUAUUUUAGAAUAAAUACAGAGUAAGUUACUAUAACUAGCGCAUGUUUUGAAUUAGAGCACUGCAAAUUCUUUUUUUCUAGGCUGAUCAUGGUUCUGCCAAAUUUUUUAUUUUAAGCCUGGCUUGGUCAACAAAAAAAAUUAGGCCUAGACUGACCCACCUCAAAUUUUUACUUUAAGAUCUGAAAAUAUAUAGUAAUUUUAUCUUAAUUCUAGAGGAAUUCUAAUCAUAAUUAAUUUAGUAAUCUCUUUCCCAUUAUUGUUUCCGUGUCUUCAUCAAAUACCCCACAUUGACAUUGUUCGCUUCACUUAUGACUUUACCUCGAGUGAAAGGUAAGUCUUCUAUCAGAUUAAUUUUUAAUAUUUGGACAUCUUCGAAUUUUUUUGCAAUCUCGUUGGUUUUUGUUUCUCUACUCCAAACCAGGAUAAAGCGUUGGCAUAUUUGUUUUAAUUUCCAGGUCUAUGAAUUAUCUAGUUAUAAUUUAAUAGCUUUGUCGCCCACCAUAUUAAAUGGUUGUGUAAUUUUAUUUAAGUCUAUUAUCACCUAUCUUAUAUUUUGAGUUGUGAUACGUAACCAUAAUAAGAUGUUUCCAUAUAUAUAUUAAUUGAAUCUAGUGAAUAGGAUCACCUCCCGAUCAAUAAUGGCCUAAUUCAUAGACGUAGCCAGGAUUUUCCUAAGGGGGGGGGAUUAAAAAAUUACUGAGGGCUUCGCUCCCAGAUCUCAUUUUGGGUAGGCCUUCGGCACGCUUUUGCCCGGACUUCAGCAGGGUUACCUUAGUUAGUCUUCAUAAAAUAUUUUUACAAUAUAGGUUAAUUUUAAUAAAAAAAUAAGCCUGGAACAAAU
This is a messenger RNA of Gordionus sp. m RMFG-2023, 1630 nucleotides long. Its product is annotated as BLOC-1-related complex subunit 8 homolog. The record is from RefSeq and is a predicted model, not a curated record. NCBI's taxonomy places the organism in Eukaryota, Metazoa, Nematomorpha, Gordioida, Chordodea, Parachordodidae. Gene Ontology annotation, cellular component: BORC complex. The transcript is spliced from 4 exons. The coding region runs from base 284 to 613 and encodes 109 amino acids.